Messenger RNA from Fusarium poae, 1104 nucleotides. RefSeq lists its product as uncharacterized. Gene Ontology annotation, cellular component: cytoplasm. The coding region runs from base 1 to 1104 and encodes 367 amino acids. The transcript is spliced from 5 exons. The record is from RefSeq and is a predicted model, not a curated record. Gene Ontology annotation, biological process: signal transduction. Lineage: Eukaryota; Fungi; Ascomycota; Sordariomycetes; Hypocreales; Nectriaceae.
AUGGCUACUGAGGUAAGUCGCUGUCCUGAUCCUGCUGCACAAUUUCCCCCUCUUCUGAAAGGAUCUCAUGUCCUUUUCCUACUCGGCCUGUUCCCGCCAAAGCCCACAACCCCUCAGUCGAAGCCCAACAUGACCGGCACCAACAUCACGAGUUUCCUCGAUAAGUCCCAGUUCAUGGCCUCUAGAGUCUGGUCAUGCACCCCACGAUGCUCGUUUGGAUCUCUCCGUGAAAGGUUUGUCCAGAUGCACCCCCUAGCUGCUUCUCUUACAACUGCAUCGGCGCUCGGCAUCUUGUCUAGCUCCAAGACCUUCCUCGCCCGCCUCUGCGAGCAGGCUGAGCGCUACGAUGAGAUGGUCACCUAUAUGAAGGAGGUGGCCAAGCUGGGCGGAGAGCUCACUGUCGACGAGCGUAACCUUCUCAGCGUUGCCUACAAGAACGUUGUCGGUACUCGACGUGCCUCGUGGCGCAUCAUUUCCUCGAUCGAGCAGAAGGAGGAAUCUAAGGGAUCCGACAAGCACGUUUCCACCAUCAAGGACUACCGCAACAAGAUCGAGACCGAGCUUGAGAAGGUCUGCCAGGAUGUCCUCGACGUUUUGGACGACUUCCUCAUCCCUAACGCUGCCACUGGCGAGUCCAAGGUCUUCUACCACAAGAUGAAGGGUGACUACCACCGUUACCUUGCUGAGUUCGCCUCUGGUGAGAAGCGCAAGGGUGCUGCCACCGCUGCCCACGAUGCUUACAAGAGCGCCACCGAUGUUGCUCAGACUGAGCUCACUCCUACUCACCCCAUCCGUCUGGGUCUUGCUCUCAACUUCUCCGUCUUCUACUACGAGAUCUUGAACUCCCCCGACCGUGCUUGCCACCUCGCGAAGCAGGCCUUCGACGAUGCUAUUGCCGAGCUCGACUCCCUGUCUGAGGAGUCUUACCGUGACAGCACCCUCAUCAUGCAGCUUCUCCGCGACAACCUUACCCUCUGGACUUCUUCCGACAGCGCUGAGGGCGAGGCUGCCGGUGCUGCUGAUGCUCCCAAGAAGGAGGAGGGCGAGGCUGCCAAGCCCGCCGAGGAGCCUGCUGAGGAGACUGCUCCUGCUCCUGCUUCCUAA